AUGGAAUAUUCACUUAUUCGAUUAAAUGAUUUACCUGAUGAAAUUCUUAUGAUGAUUUUUAAAAAAUUGGACAAUUUCGAUGUACUUUAUUCUUUAAUUGGUGUUAAUAAAAGACUUGACACAAUUGUAAAAGAUUCAAUUUUUACAGAGUGUUUGUCAUUGGAAAUACCUGAUAAUCAUUUAAAACAAUUUAGUGAUACGGUACUUGAUCGAUUUUGUUUUCAAAUUUUACCUAAAAUUCAUCAUAAAAUCCAAUGGAUUAAUGUUAAAUCAUCACAUAUGGAACGUAUUCUUCGUCUAACAAAUUAUCCUAAGUUAUAUGGACUUGGUUUAUAUUAUCUUGCAGCAGAAACAGCGAGAGAUCUUUUUACUGAUGGAAGUUAUUUAAUUCGUACUUUCAAAAGUCAAAUUUUAUCAUUUGUUAUUCGUAUUAAUAAAUGUCAAGAGUCAAAUUCAAUCGAAGAUAUAAAUAUAUUUAUAUUUAUACAAAUCUUUAGUAUUUUCAAAAAGUUACAACAUUUAAAUUUCAGUCCAUCUGCUUCUACUGAUUAUCAUCUACUAAAAUUUGGUGUUUCACCUCCUAAUAUUGUUUCUUCAACUUUAUUAGACUUAUGGGUCAUUGUAGACUCUUAUGAAGAUUGUCUCUAUUUACUUGAUGGGCGAUUCAAUCGACUUCGUACACUCUAUGUUACCAUUUGUUCAUCUAAUGUUUCUGCGUUACCAAUGGUCAAUAAUGAAAAAAAACUUCCCAAUUUAAAAUGCUUUGUGUUAAUUCUGAAAUCAGUGUUAUUGAGCUACAAUAAUUUUCUUAUUCCACUUUUACAUCGAAUGUUAAACUUAGAAGAACUUAGUUUAUGUUUUGUCAAUCAUAAUACAUUAAUUAUAGAUGGUAAUGAUUUAGAAAUGAAUAUUAUGAAUUAUAUGACAAAAUUAAAGAUAUUUAAAUUUAAUAUUCGUUCAAUUAUUCCUCUCAAUAAUCAAGUUUAUUUACCAUCAAAUGAUGAUAUUCAAAAAACAUUUAAAAAUUUUCAAAGCAAUGAAAUUAUUUCAUCAAUUGAUUAUUUUCCAAAAGGAAAUGAGUUUCAUUGUCAUGUUUAUUCAUAUCCAUAUAUAUGGACAGAUUAUCAUAAGAUAACAAAUAAUUUUCGUGGUGGAUUAUUUCAAUCUGUUAUGGAAAUCUCAUUAGUUGAUGAACAUCCUUUCGAACAUGAAUUUUUUCUUCAAAUUGCUAAAUCAUUUCCAUUGAUGAGAACAUUACAUGUACAUAAUCAAGAACCCCAAAAGAAUAACAAUCAACAAUGGUCAAUCAUAGAAUAUUCUCAUCUUGUUCAAGUUGAUCUUCUUGGAAGUCAUGAAAAUUAUCUGGAACAAUUUUUGAACAAUACUAAAACGUGUUUAUUAAGUAACAUUUGUCUUCGUGUGGAUUAUAAUACAUUACAAAGAACAAUGAACAAUUUUACCAAUGAUGCUAUACGAGUGAAUUGUUUCAAAAUCAAUCGUUUGAUUUUAUCUAAUGAACCUGAAUUAUCUCAAAAUAUAAAGGACUAUUUUGCUCAUGCAGAAAUCUUGUGA
Rotaria sp. Silwood1 is the source of this 1572-nucleotide messenger RNA. The record is from the annotation of a GenBank genome assembly. NCBI's taxonomy places the organism in Eukaryota, Metazoa, Rotifera, Eurotatoria, Philodinida, Philodinidae.